Protobothrops mucrosquamatus (brown spotted pit viper) is the source of this 2157-nucleotide messenger RNA. RefSeq names its product signal transducer and activator of transcription 5B-like. Lineage: Eukaryota; Metazoa; Chordata; Lepidosauria; Squamata; Viperidae. The annotation marks the transcript as partial. The transcript is spliced from 11 exons. Gene Ontology annotation, molecular function: RNA polymerase II cis-regulatory region sequence-specific DNA binding; DNA-binding transcription factor activity, RNA polymerase II-specific. The record is from RefSeq and is a predicted model, not a curated record. Gene Ontology annotation, biological process: defense response; regulation of transcription by RNA polymerase II; cytokine-mediated signaling pathway.
AUGUGGCUGCAGGAUCUUCAGGCUCUCAUUCCACCAGAUCAGGUCAGAGCACACCAAACUCUAGGCAAGAUUAUAGCAGCUUCAGAGUACAUUGCGGAUGUUUCUCUGCAUUUGGCCAGAUGCUCGGCCCGGUCAGUUGCUGCCACAGUGGCGUCACGCAGGCUUCUCUGGUUGAAACAGUGGCGCACGGACCUAAAGGCAAAGUGGCGCCUGUCAACUUCCAGGUAUAGUGGAACGCACUUAUUCGGCGCUGUGCUUGACCCUCAUGUCAUUGAGGGCAAGGACAAGCGCAAAAUCUUGGCUCACCCAUCCAAGAAGUUGGAUAGGCGACCCCAACUAGGUUACCAUCGUUUCAUACAGUGUCCGGUUUCAAACAAUUCCUCAAAGGCUCGUCUAGUGUCGACAGCAAUCGCCCACUUAUCAGACAUCAGGGCCAUAGAAAGGGUUCCUCCAGACCAGAUAGGAACCGGGUUUUAUUCCAUCCUGUUUGUGGUCCCCAAGGCCUCAGGGGGAUGGAGGGCGAUACUGGAUCUGAAGGGUCUAAAUCACUUCCUAACUUACAGGAAGUUCAAAAUGCAGACCCUGAAGUCCAUCCUGGCAAGCAUCAGGAAAGGGGACUUCCUCUCCUCCAGCGACCUGACGGAGGCCUACCUUCACAUUCCGAUCCUCCAGGAACACCGCAGGUUUCUGCGGUUCGCCUACACACACCGGCAUUACCAGUAUCGGGCCCUCCCCUUCGGCCUCUCGUCGGCUCCCAGGGUCUUCACAAAGAUCUUGGCCGUGCUGGCGGCUCAUCUAAGGAUGAGGCCCGUGCGCGUACAGUGUUAUCUGGACGACAUACUCGUGCAGUCCAGAUCCUUUCACUCAGCCCAGUCAGACCUGGAAAUCACAAUCCGGACUCUUCAGGACCACGGUUUUUCCCCAGCGAUCACGACUGGGGCACUGGGCCAAGGGCGACCCCUGCAGGGACCACCACCCCUCCAUCAGUGUGGCAGCAGGCGGUCCCAGUGGCUCCAGCAGCAGCCGUGGGACUCCAUCGAUCUUGACAAUCCUCAGGAGGGUGCCAGAGCCACACAGUUGUUGGAGGAACUGAUUAAGGAACUGCAAAAAAAGGCAGACCACCAGGUGGGCGAGGAUGGCUUUCUUCUAAAGAUCAAACUGGGUCAUUAUGCCACUCAGCUACAGAAUACAUAUAAACACUGCCCUCUGGAGUUAGUACGCUGCAUUCGAUACAUCCUAUACCAUGAGCAACGACUGGUGCAAGAAGCCACAGAUAGCCUUUUGCCAGCUAGCAGCCUGGCUGACGCCCUGUCCCAGAAGCACCUUCAGAUCAACCAGACCUUUGAAGAAUUAUGCCUUGUGACCCAGGACACUGAGAACCAGCUGAAAAGGCUUCAGCAGACUCAGGAAUAUUUCAUCAUCCAAUACCAAGAGAGCCUUCGUCUGCAAGCCCAGUUUACUCAGCUUUCUCAGCUAAACCCACAGGAACAUAUGGGCCGUGAGCCUACUUUGCAGCAAAAAAAGACAUCCCUGGAAGCUUGGCUACACCGGGAGGCUCAGACAUUGCAACAAUAUCGUGUAAAACUGGCUGAAAAGCACCAACGGACACUGGUUUUGCUCUGCAAGCAGCAGACUAUUAUCUUGGAUGAUGAGUUGAUCCAGUGGAAGAGGAGGCAACAACUAGCAGGAAAUGGCGGCCCUCCCGAGGGGCCUUUAGAUGGCCUACAAGCAUGGUGUGAGAAACUGGCUGAAAUCAUUUGCCAGAACCGUCAACAAGUAUGCCGUGCAGAACACCUAUGCCAGCAGCUGCCUAUUCCUGGACCCAUUGAAGAGAUGUUAACAGAUCUUAACACCACCGUCACAGACAUAAUUUCUGCCUUAGUCACUAGCACAUUCAUAAUAGAAAAGCAGCCUCCACAGGUGCUAAAGACUCAGAUCAAGUUUGCCGCAACAGUGCGACUAUUGGUUGGAGGAAAGUUAAAUGUUCACAUGAACCCCCCACAAGUAAAGGCCACCAUCAUCAGUGAACAGCAAGCCAAAGCCCUACUAAAGAAUGAGAGUACCCGCAAUGAGAGCAGCGGUGAUAUCUUGAACAAUUCCUGUGUUAUGGAAUAUCAUCAGGCAACUGGAACACUGAGUGCUCAUUUCCGCAACAUG